Molecule: messenger RNA, 1689 nt
Organism: Paramecium tetraurelia
Lineage: Eukaryota; Ciliophora; Oligohymenophorea; Peniculida; Parameciidae
Exons: 5
Molecular function (GO): metal ion binding
Source: RefSeq, a predicted model, not a curated record
AUGGAUCCUCAAAUGUAACAAAAGGAGUUUUUGAAAAGACUGUAUUAGUAGAUGAAGUCUGCAGUGACUCUGUAAUCGAAGAUUCAAAAUGUGAAUUAUUUGCUGUCAUUCACAUCUGAUUUUUUAGAUACGUUUGCAUAAUCUAAUUCAAUGAAAAUAAUUACAUAGUACUUAAAGGACGCUUUGAAAUCCAUUCAAGUUAAUGAAGAAUUGAUUGAUAAAAUUUUUGCUUUAUUAUUGAGGAUGAAUUUAAGCGAAGAAAUACUCAAAGAAUCAGAGAUUGCUUAGCCUCUAUUAAAAAUUAAAGAUAAAAAGCUUUUUGAUAACAUAAGAUCGAAUCUGAUUGAACAAAUAUAAUAGAAGUGGUCUAGAUGCUAUAUAAAAUUCAAACCAUUGCUUGAAGAGUGGAAAAGAAACAACAAUUAGAAGGAUAAAUAAGAGGAUCGAAAAAAGAAAGGGAAAAGAAACCAAUCAUCAAGUUCUAGUGAAUCCUCCAAUAAGAAAAAGAAGAGCAGAAAGAAAUUUGUCAGGUAAUAUUUCAGAGUAUUAUUGAACAGAUUUCAAAGAGAUGAUCUCUUGCUUAAUUUUAAAUAUUUUAAGCGAGAGGAUGAACCAAAUCAAAGAGGAAUGACCAUGGAAGAAGUUGUUUAAUUCUAGAAACAAUAUGCUGGCGAGUUAAAACGUUUGGAUCAAAUAAAUGGAGCCUAUAAUAUAAAACAUCGAGAAUCAUUGAUGGAAGGCAAAGAACAUAAACUGCAAUUAGACAUUAUUCAAUAGAUGUUAGAAUAAAUACCAUUUAUUAAACCUACAAAACUAUUUUUGUAAUCAUAAGUAUCCUACGACACCAAUUACAUUGAAACUGCAAUCUAAUAAAAAAGAACGGAAUCUAAAAUGUCUGCAUUUUACAAUAGAGAUAACAUACCAGAAUAGCCUGGAUAUAAUGAGAUUUCUAAUACUCAAUCAGGCUUAUAACCUAAAAUAAUCCAUUUAGAUCCUCCAAAAAGAGAGGACCUUAUGUAUAUGGUCUAAGUCAUUUGCAACAGAGGUCUUAAAGAAUUGGAAGAGAAGAACAAAAAUGCCAAUAAGAAACAAAUUAAGGGAAUUCUUAAAAAACAACCUGAUGAAUAAAUGAAAUAAAAGGAUGUACUCAAUCAAGCCAAGCAAGACUUACAACCAAAAAUGUAAUAAUUAGUCCAAAUGGUCGAGUAGAAACAUUAACAUAGCCAGGAAAGCAUUCUAACUUUAUUACAUGAUAUUAUAUAAAAAUUAAAGGAUAUUGGUGAGGAAAAAUAUAUAAAAAAUUUUAAAUCUAUCCUUGAAACAAAACUGAACGACAAGCAAACAAUAAUGAGUGAAAUUGAUCGCAUUAAAGUACAAUAAGAUUAACAGAGACUUCGACUUGAGUAGUUAUAAACUAUCAAUCCUGCUCAAGCCCUACGAUUAAAAGCUUACAAAACCAAGCAUUGUCACAAUUUUCAUUCGCCCAUAGGUUGUGCAAGAGGAGAUAAUUGCAAUUUCAUACAUGACUCUCGUUAUCCAGGAAGACCAGCCCCAGUACUUUAACAUCCCAAUUUCCUGAACAAAACUCUAUAUCCCUAAUCCAAUGUGCCUGUAAUAGUUCCACCUCUGCUUCAAUAACUCAACCCUUUGAUUCUGCUUGGAAGACAGAAAAAGUAUGAAAGUCUAUGA